Molecule: messenger RNA, 234 nt
Organism: Prunus armeniaca (apricot)
Lineage: Eukaryota; Viridiplantae; Streptophyta; Magnoliopsida; Rosales; Rosaceae
Source: the annotation of a GenBank genome assembly
AUGGAUCCCAAUCCAUUCCCUCCACCCGCAAGAGGAAGGAGAGGCAGAGGGGGAAACUACCAUUUUGCUAACAUUGACAGGAACAAGCAGGGGCAAAUUGGAGGAACCGCCCAGAUCUGGAAGAACAUGAGGAACACAGGGAAGAAGUUCUGCCUAGGCCAUGUAGGGCGGAACCCAAGAUUGAUUACGCCCAACCAGAACAGGGGCAAAAUCUCCUCCCUAUUAAUGCCUUAA